Messenger RNA from Lycium ferocissimum, 803 nucleotides. RefSeq lists its product as uncharacterized. NCBI's taxonomy places the organism in Eukaryota, Viridiplantae, Streptophyta, Magnoliopsida, Solanales, Solanaceae. Bases 174 to 362 code for a protein of 62 amino acids. The transcript is spliced from 3 exons. The record is from RefSeq and is a predicted model, not a curated record.
CAAUCCGCGCAAAAAAAGGGAAUGCAAUACCCAUAAGCCCAAGCUCAAGCCCAAGUUCCUACCCCUUACCUGGUUUCUCUCUGUCUCUCUCGAUCCCGACGAAAUCCAACCGUCAAAUAUCAGGCAACCGGCAACCGGCAACCGGCGGCAGCUCAUUUCUACAGUUUUAGCUGAUGGGAUUCGGGAAUAGAGGAAUCGUUGCUGACAAAUGGUCAGGGAGGCUUUUAUGGGUCUGUGCAAUUGGAAGUGCAAUUGGCUUCUAUAUGGUUGCUGUGGAAAGACAAACGCAGAAUAGGGCAAAAAUGAUGGCUGAAGCACUGGCUGAUGCAGGAUCAAGUGUAGAUGCCAGCGACCAAAGUUGAUGUUAUGGACUUGAUAAUGCUAAUACAUUUCCAUUAGGUGUCUUUUCUUCCUGGGGCUUUUUUCUUACUUUAGAAACUACUCUGUUGUAAUAAGUACUCGCGAUCCUCAUAAAGGAAAAUACAUUUGCUGGUCAAGAAUUUCGAGUUGGGAAAUGUGGGAUUCCGUUCUUUAAGCAUUUAUGGUGCCUAAGUUUGGAACUGGACAUGAAAGAGAAAAGAAGCUGCACGUCCUAAAUUAAAUUGGGGAAUUCUACCCAUGAAAGCAGCAAAGAAGGGAUAUAUUGAAUUGUGCAGCACAGAGAAGAACACCAUGUUAUAUAUUGCAUUCUAGUUUUGCAUUUAGGUGUCUGUUUUCAGUGUGAGAUUACUGGGAAGUACCAAAUAACAGCGUGGAAAAGAAUAUUCUGUUCUUUUAAUUAAGUUUCUUGGCAUUUUCUGUUG